GAAGAUAUACUUAUCCUCAGAACAUCGCCGUCCUCGCAAUCUCUGACGGCUGCGAUGGUCCUGCACACAUGAUCUCCGCGUAGAACACACCACGUGCAAAAUGGAUUGGGAUGCGGAUUAAAGCAUCCGGGUUGCCGAUCCCAAAUUAAGGCAUCAACAUCAUCCACACGGUUAAUCCUCAAGGCGACCCAAAAUAAAUUUAUUGGUCCGAAAGGUUCCGAUCCUCUAGCGCCAAAAGUUUUAAUUGUCGUUUUUCUCUCUAAUCAAUAAUAUUGCAUUUUAUUCUAUUGACCACCUUAUCUUCUCUCCACCAACGACUUAUAUUUUGUUCUGUCUUUUCCUUCUCUCCGUAGAAGAAGUAUCUAAUAAUAUCCUCACCUCUCCUCUCAAUUCUUUUUCACAGACAUUCAUCAUGGUUGGCUCUACUGGUUCAACAAAGGUGGAUGCAGUCGUCCAACAGGUCGCUGCUAACACCCCAGAGAAGCUCAGUGGUUUCGCCCUUUACUCCAGAUUCGCUUUGGCAGGAGCUGUCUGUUGUUCAGUCACCCACGGUGGUCUCACCCCCGUCGAUGUCGUCAAGACCAGAAUUCAACUCGACCCCGUCACAUACAACAGAGGAUUGAUCGGAGGUUUCAGACAAGUUAUUGCAAAGGAGGGAGCUUCUGCUCUUUUGACCGGUGCUGGACCAACUUUCGCUGGUUACUUCCUUCAAGGCGCAUUCAAAUUCGGAGGUUACGAACUCUUCAAGCAACAAGCCAUUAACAUGAUCGGUUAUGAAAAUGCCGUCAACAACAAGACCGCUGUCUACUUGGCUUCCUCCGCUACCGCUGAAUUCUUCGCUGAUAUCGCUCUUUGCCCUCUUGAGGCUACCCGUAUUCGUUUGGUCUCUGACCCUACAUACGCCAAUGGUCUCAUUGGUGGAUUCUCCAAGAUGUUGAAGAAUGAGGGUGUUGGUGCCUUCUAUGCUGGUUUCGGACCAAUCUUGUUCAAGCAAGUUCCAUAUACCAUGGCCAAGUUCGUCGUUUUCGAGAAGGUCGUUGAGGCUAUCUACACCAAGGUCGACAAAUCCAAGACUUCCGAUGGAAUGCAAACCACCAUCAACUUGGGAUCCGGUCUUAUCGCCGGUAUGGCUGCUGCCGUUGUCUCACAACCAGCUGAUACCAUGUUGUCAAAGAUUAACAAGACCAAGGGUCUUCCAGGAGAGGGAACCACUUCCCGAUUGAUCAAGAUCGGUAGAGAGUUGGGUUUCAGAGGUUCAUACACUGGUAUUGGUGCUCGUCUUGCUAUGGUCGGUGCUAUUACUGCCGGUCAAUUCGCUAUCUACGGUGAUAUCAAGAAGGCUCUCGGUGCCACUGGUGGUGUCGAUUUGGCUGUUAAAUAAAUGAUUGUAUAAAAGCAGUUGUUUAAAAAGGGUUUACGGGAUCGUCGGAUAUCUUUUAGCGAACCCGCAUGCAUUUGUUUAUUCCAGCAAACCUUUUCUUCCUCGCCUUUAUCAAAAAAUACUCCGGUCUGUCUUGAAAUAGAGAAGGAAUAGAUUAGAUGAUGGACUGGAACUUCUAGAAGAGGAUGGGGAGGAAAGGAAGGGCUUUUCAUGGCGUCUGUCUGUAUAAUAGAGACUUCUCUCCAAUAGAAUAGAUGACAAUUGGAUGUGGCUUAUGUUGAUUGGCUUUGAAAUUUGAUCUUGA
Botrytis cinerea B05.10 is the source of this 1685-nucleotide messenger RNA. RefSeq names its product Bcmir1 (gene Bcmir1). NCBI's taxonomy places the organism in Eukaryota, Fungi, Ascomycota, Leotiomycetes, Helotiales, Sclerotiniaceae. Gene Ontology annotation, molecular function: phosphate transmembrane transporter activity. Gene Ontology annotation, cellular component: mitochondrial inner membrane. The transcript has 4 exons. Bases 413 to 1381 code for a protein of 322 amino acids. The record is from RefSeq and is a predicted model, not a curated record. Gene Ontology annotation, biological process: mitochondrial phosphate ion transmembrane transport.